Messenger RNA from Diaporthe amygdali, 1524 nucleotides. RefSeq lists its product as uncharacterized. The coding region runs from base 1 to 1524 and encodes 507 amino acids. The record is from RefSeq and is a predicted model, not a curated record. Lineage: Eukaryota; Fungi; Ascomycota; Sordariomycetes; Diaporthales; Diaporthaceae. The transcript has 2 exons.
AUGACUACGUCCGCGCCCGCCAAGCAGCCCGUGCUAAAUGGGCAAGGUCAGCCUCCCGUUCAGCAAGGAUUGGUCAAGGAUUUUGUCAGGAUAAUCAGACAGCUGUCCACGGACGAGGGCUACCAGAACAUCGCCGGCCUAAUUUUGGAGGUGGAAAACCUUAGGACAGAGAAUGAGGAACUCAAAAAGAAGGUGGGAGACAGCAAAACUAUGAAAACGGAGAUCUUGGCCGCAGUUCAGGAGGUCGAAAACGAGAACCAAGACAUGAAGGAUCAAUGCGCCAAAAAGGAUGCUGAUCUCGACAAAGCUCAGACGCAAGCAUCUGCAACCCAGGGCAAGUUCCAAAAGGCGCAGAAUCAAAUAGCGAAUCUCAAGAUGGAACUCGUGACAAACAAGGAUGAGAUUGAUAAGACGAUGGCCAAUUUGAAGCAAAAAGAAGCGCAACUGGAGUCUGCGAGGAAGACCGAACAGGAUCUGAAGGCAUCCCGGGUGGAAGGAGACCGUAUCAAGAAACAAUAUGACAUGGCGAAUCAAGAAUUGGCAGCUUUCAAAAAGUUGGCUUUGCCUCUCAAAAGCUUGAAUGAGACUGAGUUUCGAACCCUCGUCAGGCAGCUAGUUGGUUUAUUUGACGAAGCACACCAGCUGGCUCUCCAAUUCUUCGGUCAAUUGACUCAAGAGCCUCAGGUAACUCAUACAAGGCUUUGGGAAGACCUAACCAAAGAUGUCGCCCUCUCCGGUAUCCCCCUGCCACCAGGUAACUCGGAAGCGGCGAGACAGAUGCGCGUAGCAGCUGUGCUUCGCCUCAUGGCCGAGAACGCAUACCAGUACAUCUUUCAGCCUGUAUAUCUGACAGAAAAUGGUAUGGAGGUGGCGGAGAUUCUGAGUCAAGUUAGCUCUUCCCACGCUCACUGGAUGCGGAGCGUGCUGCUCAACAUGAAUCUGAAGGGACAGCGGGACAAUGGUCUCAAACGCACCAAGACUGCCGCAAAUCAGGUCUCCAAAAUCUUAGGAUUUCUCAUAACCUCACCAGUCGACGGUCAGGCUUUCAAUGCUGCUGUGCUUCAGUGGUACGAAAAAGCUUGCAAGAUUUGGAUGACCAUCCAACAACUCGAAAUCAGAUUCGAGGCUCAAUUUGAGCCUCUAUCAAAUGAACAGGGUAUGCUGGAUUGGGAGCCUCUCUCAGAUUUGUUUCAUGAAGCCAAAUCUUCAACGGGGUGUACCACAAACGGGACAAAGUCAAAGUCAGAGCCCAAAGAUCGUCUGUUGAUGAAAGACAUCGCCGCAGAGGUGUGGCCAGAGUUCUUGGCCACAUACAAAGAGGAGACAUCUAUCUGCGUAUUACCCGGCUACGUGCUGGUAAGGGCUCAAACAGCCGUGGCCGAGCAGGAAGUCAAGGAGGCGGCUUCUUUAGAGCGAGCCCACAACAGCCGUCGUGUGGCACCUGGAAAGCCGCGUGCGGUAGCGGUGAUGAGUGGCCCAAAUGGUAGCAAGGAAAAGUUUUCUUUUUUAUCCCAGGGGGUCUAG